CAUGGGCAGCGCUGUGGAAACUCUGUGUGGGCAAGCUUACGGAGCGAAAAAAUAUGAAAUGUUGGGAAUAUAUCUGCAAAGAUCCACAGUCCUACUCAUGGCAACCGCCAUUCCUCUGACAGUAAUCUACAUAUUUUCGAAGCCAUUACUGCUGCUUUUGGGCGAAUCUGAGAAAAUAUCAGCGGCAGCCGCAAUAUUUGUAUAUGGUCUAAUACCGCAAAUCUACUCGUAUGCUGCUAGUUUUCCGAUCCAGAAGUUUAUGAAGGCACAGAGCAUUGUGGCGCCCAGCGCUUACAUUUCCUUGUGCACAAUCUUUGUCCACCUGUUUUUGAGCUGGCUGGUUAUUUACAAGCUUGGAUGGGGACUUUUUGGGGCUGCGUUUAUUUUGAGCCUAUCGUGGUGGAUUUUUGUUAUAGCGCAGUAUGUUUAUAUAAUGAAAAGCCCGAGGUGUAAGAAAACAUGGACUGGUUUUUCUCUUCAAGCUUUCACUGGAUUGUCGUCGUUCUUCAAGCUUUCUAUCGCUUCUGCCAUCAUGUUGUGUUUGGAAACAUGGUACUUCCAGAUACUUGUUCUCAUAGCUGGCCUCUUGAAAAAUGCAGAAAUUGCUUUGGACUCAUUGGCUAUAUGUAUGUCAAUUUUGUUUGGGGUAUACAUGGUCUCUGUUGGAUUUAAUGCUGCUGCUAGUGUUAGAGUAGGCAAUGAGCUUGGUGCUGGGAACCCAAGAGCAGCAACAUUUUCAGUGGUAAUGGUGAACAUGGUCUCCUUCUUGAUAUCAUUGAUGUUUGCCAUUGCUGUUAUUAUUCUACGAAAUUUGAUGAGCUAUGCCUUCACUGAAGGGAAGGAAGUAGCAGAUGCUGUAUCAGAACUUGCUCCAUUUCUCGCUAUAUCUAUUGUCCUCAAUGGUGUACAACCAGUACUUUCAGGUGUGGCUGUUGGUUGUGGAUGGCAAGCCCUUGUGGCUUAUAUAAAUGUGGGUUGCUACUAUAUCAUUGGGGUUCCCUUAGGAUGUGUGCUAGGUUUCAAAUUCGAUCUUGGAGUGAAGGUGCUAUUUUUCUUCAAAUGACAAGGAAUUUGGACAGGAAUGUUAGGUGGAACAACCUUACAAACUAUAAUUUUAUUAGUGAUCACUUUUAGAACAAAUUGGACUAAAGAGGUGGAAAGAGCUUCUCAACGCUUGUCUACUUGGGAUGCUAAACCUGAAGAUAUGAAUCAAGAACCUACAACAAACGAUGAGGUGAUAAUAUUGUAAUUUUGUCAUCACUUUAAGAUUAUUUAAUAGCAUGAAAGUAUAUAAGAAUAUUAACUACGUAUUUUGAUAUAGGCUUAAGGAAGACAUUUCGCUUUAUGACAUAACAGUUUUGAUAGGCCCCUUUUAUAAGGAGGAAGACAAUAUGAUUGAAUGUCUUGUAUUAUGUAUUUUAACAUUA
Molecule: messenger RNA, 1427 nt
Organism: Cryptomeria japonica (Japanese cedar)
Lineage: Eukaryota; Viridiplantae; Streptophyta; Pinopsida; Cupressales; Cupressaceae
Product: protein DETOXIFICATION 40
Exons: 7
Biological process (GO): xenobiotic detoxification by transmembrane export across the plasma membrane
Cellular component (GO): membrane
Molecular function (GO): antiporter activity; xenobiotic transmembrane transporter activity
Source: RefSeq, a predicted model, not a curated record